AUGGCAUUUCGAGAUAGUACCAAUCAGACACCGAUACGAGACUUAUGUUACCAGAUGUCUGAGGUUUCGGUUUCGUAUACGACGGCGAAUAAGACACCGAACAGUGCGUUGCGUGCGAAUCGUUCAUUUGGCCAGAGAACGUCACAGUUGAAUGUGAGCACGAGCAAUAAGAAUGGCAAUAGCACCAACAACAACAAUAAUAAUAAUAACGCUGCAAAGUCGUACCAUCGCUCGAAAGGCGGUCUCAAGAAGCGCGACGUGACACCGUCACGAAAUCCGAACUUCAGCGGGCUCGGCGAGGGCGACCGCUUUGUGCCCAACCGAAGUGCCACCCAGUUUGAGUACGCCAACCACUGCCUGAUGAAUCAUAAUUCACAGGGUGAAUCACUGUUGAAUUUAUCGUCGUCAGCACCGAACAGCCCAUCGAAAGCUGAGCGUGAGAUGAAAAUGCAGUUGAUGAGGGCGAAAUCGGCAGGAGAGCUGAGCGAUCAGCAAGACGAGCGCAUUCUGUGCUAUAAGAAAGGACAAGCGCCCGCGGCACCGUUCGGGCACAUGAACCAACCGCGAGUGCUCUACACGAACACUCUGCCGAACCCGUCGGCGAGCUGUCGAAAGGGCAUCAGACACAUUCCGACACAGGCCGAGAGGAUUCUCGACGCACCCAAUUACAUGGACGAUUACUUUAGAGAAGAGGUGUCGUACGUUGGUGUUGGCGUUAGCGCGGUAGUGAUAGAAGGCGAACGUGCACGCGUGCAUUUGAAUAUAAUCGACUGGGGAAAUAACAACGUGAUCGCGGUGGCGUUGACGUAUUCGUUGUAUUUAUGGAACGCUGGAUCGGGCGAGAUUGAUAAUCUUUUCGAGUUACCCGAAGAGCGGGGAGUGUUCAUAACGUCGGUACGGUGGUCGGGUGAGGGCUCGUUUUUGGCGGUUGGCCUUUCGGAUGGGCAGAUUCGCUUAUUUGACCCAAGUCGACGUCGAACAGCGUUAAGAACGAUGCACACGCAGAUAAAUCGGGUGGGGUGCUUGGCGUGGAGACAGCACAUCGUGUCU
Anisakis simplex (herring worm) is the source of this 1050-nucleotide messenger RNA. The record is from the annotation of a GenBank genome assembly. NCBI's taxonomy places the organism in Eukaryota, Metazoa, Nematoda, Chromadorea, Rhabditida, Anisakidae.